Messenger RNA from Topomyia yanbarensis, 3744 nucleotides. RefSeq lists its product as uncharacterized. The record is from RefSeq and is a predicted model, not a curated record. NCBI's taxonomy places the organism in Eukaryota, Metazoa, Arthropoda, Insecta, Diptera, Culicidae. The transcript has 5 exons. Bases 447 to 3320 code for a protein of 957 amino acids.
AAACGUCAAAAUUUUGCCUCUUCGCUGAUGCGACGACAGCCCUAACAUCAAGCGAGACAAAAGAAAAGCAUUUUCGGUAGGCGCAAAAGUACGCGCUCUCGAUUAAACUUCACGUUUAGACGUUUUUCUCGAUCGAUUUUCCCCACCGUCAUACUCGCAAACGUGACAGUGAUAGUUGUGUUUCGUUUUUCCGGUGAGAACUCCAACGCCGGAAGCCAUUUGCCGUUCCGCUGGAGUGGGUUCAAUUUCCAAGCGGAAAAUUUUUCCGAUCCGCGUUGUAAACAAAAGGCGUGUACGAAUCACGGGAAGUACACACAGACACAGAGCAGGAAAGGUAAGACAUAAAUAAAACAAAACAGCCGGGAAGCCUGUGGUAGCGUUCCGCCCCCGCAUGUACGCUGAUUAACAAAAAAAAAACUAGGAAUCGCGGGCGGUUUCAAACAAUAAUGAGAGAGUUGUCCGAUCUGCUGCGUGAGAUUAAACAGUGCACCGAAAACGAGGACAAGAUGGAGUUUUGCGAGGACUUUGCCAAACUGCAAACAAUUUUCAACCAUACCAAUCAGUUUGUGCGGACCUUCGAUCGGAUCGUGUUCCAUGGAGGGAAUGAACCGUACAUCAUUGAGAUCGUCGCCCGGUUGGUCAAGUAUCUGCGCAUCCGUCGGUACCUGAACGAGGACAACAAACCGAUUCGCGAGUGUGACAAUCAGUUGCGUAAAAUAACACUGUUUAUGAUUUUGAAUACGGAUGCUAGUUUCAAGUUUGAUCUGAUGAAGGAUACCAAAAUUUGUCACGUGCUGAAUACGGUUCCACAGCUGACCAAGUGUCUGCUGGUUAAUUGCAUUUGGGGUGCCAGUUUGGAUAAAUAUUUCUACGAGAUGCUCUCCUACAGCCCGCAGUGGUUCAUGAUGCAAUUUAUCGAGCAAGCGGUGACCAGUAUGAAGUUUGCCAAGCCGUUUGAAAUCCUGGAACGAGUUGAGGCGAUGGUGAAAGCUAUUUACUACAGCAUCUGCCGGACGGAUUGCGACUGGAAGCGGAUCGAUCGGAAUCGAUUCGUCGAGCAGCAACGGAUUCUGUCGAAGUUGUUCGAUUUCCUGAUGGAUUUGUUGCGGUUUUUCAAUACCCCAGAUAUGAGCAAAUUUGAGCGAUGGUCCCGAAUGAGAAUGCAUCGGUACUACGGGUUUGCACUGAAGCAUAUAUUCGCGAUAGUACUGUACUGUUUCGAUUUGUAUCUGAAUCAGCGCUUGUUCGAGGUAGAAGAUGAAAUGAGCAUUUAUCAGAUUAUGGGUGAAAAGCAUGUCACUCGGAAGGAGAUUCCGGAGGCGUAUUCACCCGGUACGGAUUCUCAUCUGGUGAAGAUUAAUAACUGCCUGUUGAAUACGUUGCAGACCUGUGUGAUGGAAGUCACGAUCGACAGUUUCAUGUAUUGGGUUGAGAUCGACGUGGUGGCCGAUGGAGCUGAGCAACUGACUUUGCAGCAAAUUAUUGGAGAGUCGGCUUACAAAUUGAUGGAAACGUUGAAGGAGAACAAGUUGUUCCAGCAUAAUGUGUUGAAGCAGCUGCCUUCGAUAUCGUUGCGACCAAAGUCGCAAGCUGAGAAAGCUAUGGAACUGUCGAUGAGGGAUCUAAUGGACAGAGUUGAAAAUACCAAGGAUGUUUUUGAACGGAGGCUGUUUUUCAGCGAGUUCAUCCGACGUGGUUCACAGGUUUUUGGCAACAACGAAUGUUUGAACUUGAUCGAACAAAAUUUGGAACUCAUUUCCGGCGAUAAUGUCCGAAAGAUGGUAGAGUACGAUAAUCGACCGACGGAUGAGGAUGAAAUGGAAGAGGAUGGUCUUUCGGAGGAGGCAAUUAGACUGAAAGAGUUGAUCCUGAAGGGAGUCGAUAAUUUGUUGAUGGAGGAAGCAACGACUUUGAUCAAACACAUGAUGGCUACGUACGGACUGGAGUAUGAUCGCUAUCAGACACCGGAUUUAGUUGAGCAGAUCGUGGAGUACACGAACAAAUUUAACUCCAACAGUAUGCAACUGGGCGAUGAAGAAUCGCUUGUUCCGAUGCGUCUUAUCUUCCAGUGUCCUUCGUUGUUCUACAGUCGCCUUACUCGCUCGCUGUAUGAAUCGAGCUUUAACAAUGCCAACUACAUUUAUGCCAUCACCAGAGUCAUCGCUAGCACAAGACCCCUCUCGGUGCCGUAUUUGAGCGCACAGGUUCGUUCCCUACUGUCGAACGAGUUCGAGGUGACCAAAUCCAACUCGCUGUCCGUAUUCGUUCUGAAACUGUACGAACGGGAUCUUUUCGAGCGCAACAAUUUCCUACAGGGCUACUUGCUGCAGGGAGCCGACGAAGCUUUCCAAAAGUCUAACUUUAGAGCCCUGCUGGAGAUUCUCGGCAUUACGCAGCUGGUCGUGGACAAGAAUCUCAACGGGUUUAAGCUGGACACACUGAAGCAGGUGGUGCUGAAGAUGGCCGAACUUUCCGAACAGCUGCGUUUCGAUGUGACCAAGCUGCAACCGGAACAUCCUCAGGGAGUGGAUCGUGUGGUGCUGUUGGAGAAGAUGUUGAAGAUCAUGCUCGGACCGGUGCGGAUGUUGCGAGCAAUGAAGGAGGAAUCUAAGCAACGGUACAAAGCGGAAACGCAGCGGUUUGCCCCGAUCACAAAGUACUACUUCCAGCGGUCGUUCGUGGAUUUGUCGGCCGGGAAAACGGUUCAGGAGUUCGCAAAGUUCCUGUAUCAGGGAGACAUCGACGAGAAUACACCGAAAAUACACGUUCGUCUGUUCCUAUCUAAGACCCUGGUUCAAUGCACAAACGCCGAAGCAGACAAACUGGCCCGGGACCCGCUUCUGUUGCCACAUAUCAGCGACGCAGUUCUCAUCAUUCUAGUGCUUCUGACGGAACAGGAACGUCACUACGAGUGCCUCAAGAACUGCCUCUCCAACUAUCUGCACGUAGUGCAGAAACAUCUUUUACCACCCCUUCUGAUCGCGGAAGCUGCUGCACCGGGUCAACCCGGUCCAGCCGAACAACGUGCCGCGCUGGUCAGAUCGCUGGUCAAGCUGAUCGUAAAACUGCCAGACGCAUCCCGCGAUCGGUUGCUGGUCGCACUAUCCUUCGGUUUAUCCGCAAUCGUUCGCCAGCUGCGAACCGUCGAUGCCGGGCUGGAUCUCGGCGAUAUCGAAAAAGUGCUGAAGCUGGAACAGCAUCCUACGACGGUGGUAAAAAUUAGGGCGGCUGCCACUGCAACGGCGAUGGAACAAAACGGAUCCAAGGAGGAUGGUUGCGAGGUGUCCGCUGAUUGUGCCGUGGCAAUGGUGACGGAAUAAAAUCUGACUAUGUAUUUGUAAAGAUUCGUGAUAAGGAAAAAGAAAGGGACAACCGCUACAAAUCGAACACGGUAAGAUAUUUGACUCUAUAUGUAUAUCUCGCAGAUACACAGCUACUGAACUCUACUAGGGGCGGAACGCCAGCGCGCGCAAAGCUCAGUAAAAAAGUUAAAAGAAACAGAUUGGACACAAAUGCUACGUGAUUUUAGGGAAUGAUUAGUGAAUUAGGCUAACGGUUUUUUUUUGUUUGCGCGAAAAAAGUCAACCACCAAACCGGAAUUCGAGAACUCAUUCGCUCUGGAAACUGCGUUUUGUAAGAAAUUUUUUUUUUUAAUAGUUUAACUACUAAGCUAACAACCAAUCGAAUCGCAACAGAAUUACAAAAAAAAACAACCAACACUAAUCAAUAAAUGAUUUACAACUA